UUAUUUAGGAGACCACUGUAAGCAGCUGGAGGAGAUGGUGGUGCCAACCCUGGACAUGCCUGCUCAGCCCAUGGGGAUGGUUGCUGAUGUGGUUUUCGUCAUCGAGGGCACUGCCAAUCUCGGGCCCUACUUCGAGUCCUUGCGCAAGCAUUACCUUCUACCUGCCAUUGAGUACUUUAACGGUGGUCCCCCUGCCGAAACAGACUUUGGAGGAGAUUAUGGUGGUACCCAAUACAGCCUGGUGGUGUUCAAUACGGUGGACUGUGCCCCUGAGUCGUAUGUGCAGUGCCAUGCACCAACUAGCAGCGCUUUCGAGUUUGUCACGUGGCUUGAUAGCAUUCAAUUUGUGGGUGGUGGUGGCGAGAGCUGCAGUCUCAUCUCAGAAGGGCUCAGCACCGCUCUGCAGCUCUUUGAUGACUUCAAAAAGAUGAGAGAGCAAAUAGGUCCCACACAUAUCUGCAUCCUAAUCUGCAACUCCCCGCCCUACCUGCUUCCAGCUGUGGAGAGUACCACAUACUCUGGCUACACAACAGAGAAUUUGGUGCAGAAGAUUGGUGACCGUGGGAUCCACUUUUCCAUUAUCUCGCCCCGGAAGCUCCCUGCUCUGCGCAUUCUCUUUGAAAAGGCCGUGACGGGGGGCAUGAUGGAAGGCCAGCUCAAGGACUACAGCCAGGACCCCCGGCAUAUGAUCCUCAUACGCGGCAUGGCUCUUCCAGUAGGCGGAGGAGCAGCCACCAAUGCGCUGCAGGCCAAGCAAGCCGUGCCCCAGCCCCAGCUCCCCACGGUUCCACCCCAGCUCCCCCCCCCACCUCAGGCCCUGCCAGCCGUUUCUCAGCCAUACCAGGUGACGCCAUCGGCUACGCUCACUGCGGCCCAGGCCGCAGCUCAGUCUGCCGUGGAGGCUGCCAAGAACCAGAAAGCCAGCUUGAGCAACCGCUUUGCCUCCUUGAACCCCAUGCAGCCCGCCUUCAGCCAAGCUCCCGCACAGACCCUCCCCGCAGGCUCCGUGCCGGCCCUGCCUCCCAAGCUCCCUGCUUCUUCACAGGCCAGUCUGGUCUCCACGGUAACCACAGGCUCCGGCCUCCUGGUCCCACAACCGGUACAGGCCCCACCACCGUCUGCGGCCUCGGCCAUGCCAAGUGGCGUCCCUCCCAGCAGCAUGACUGUGGCUCAGCCAGCACAGGCACAAAUCGGGGCCACGCAGCAGUCGGUCACGAACAAGGUGAUAGCGUGGAGCGGCGUGUUGGAGUGGCAAGAGAAGCCCAAGCCGGCUUCAGUGGAUUCCAACACCAAGCUGACUCGUUCCCUGCCCUGCCAAGUGUACGUCAAUCAAGGAGAGAACCUGAAGGCGGAACAGUGGCCCCAAAAGCUCAUCAUGCAGCAUCCCCAGCAGCUCCUGACAACUCUGGGCCACCUCUUCCGCAACUCGCGCAUGGUGCAAUUCCACUUCACCAACAAGGACCUGGAAUCACUCAAGGGCCUCUACCGCAUUAUGGGCAACGGAUUUGCGGGCUGCGUCCACUUCCCUCACACGACGCCCUGCGAGGUGCGGGUGCUGAUGCUGCUCUACUCCUCCAAGAAGAAGAUCUUCAUGGGCCUCAUCCCCUACGACCAGAGUGGCUUUGUCAACGGCAUUCGGCAGGUCAUCACGAACCACAAACAAGUCCAGCAGCAAAAGCAAAUGGGGGGGUCCCAGCCCCUGGGUUCCACGGCCGGCGCACAGCCAUUCCUGCCAAAGCAGCCUGGCGCUUUGCCGGUGACACAGGGAGUCCAGCAGCAGAUGGGUGGGCAGCAGGUGAGCCCUGGGAUGCCUCAGGUGGGGAUUAUGGAAGAACAGCAACGGCAGCAGGGCCUGUUGCAGCUCCGAGUGCAGCAGCCUCAGCCAGCAGCUCCAGCCACCAACCAGCCUCCGCAAGCACAAGGCCCCCCACAGGCCGGGCCCCAGGCCACCCAAGCAGGCGCCAUGCUUAGACCCCAAAACCCUGGAGCCAAUCCUCAGCUCCGCAGCCUGCUCCUGAGCCAGCAGCCGCCCCAGGCGGGGGUUCCUCAAUCCCAGCAGCCCCUCCACCACCUCCAGCAAGGUUCUCCGGGAAUGUUGCCCCACCAGCCCAUGGAACCUCUGGGGCAUCAGCCUCCUGAGCAGCAGCUCCAGCUCGCUGGACAGACCCUCAUGCACCAAGCUCCAGGACAAGCGUGGCCAGGCCAGAUGGGACCGCGGGCGACGCUGCCAGGUCAAAUGCUGAUGAACGCUGGUCCCCGGGGGCCAGUCUCCCAACCAGGUUUGCAGCAGGUUCCUGCCCCAAGCAUCAUGGAGGACGACAUCCUCCGGGACCUCAUCUGAUGGCGGAGGGUCCUGCUCCAACAACACCUGGGGUGGAGAUUGUUUCUGCAUUGUGGACAGUGCUGCUCUUCCGGAAAACAUUGCCAUCUUCCUUUCUCGUGUGUAAUAUCCCC
Lacerta agilis (Sand lizard) is the source of this 2454-nucleotide messenger RNA. RefSeq names its product mediator complex subunit 25 (gene MED25). The record is from RefSeq and is a predicted model, not a curated record. Gene Ontology annotation, cellular component: transcription regulator complex; mediator complex. Gene Ontology annotation, biological process: positive regulation of transcription by RNA polymerase II. Lineage: Eukaryota; Metazoa; Chordata; Lepidosauria; Squamata; Lacertidae.